Pistacia vera is the source of this 3320-nucleotide messenger RNA. RefSeq names its product BEL1-like homeodomain protein 9. Lineage: Eukaryota; Viridiplantae; Streptophyta; Magnoliopsida; Sapindales; Anacardiaceae. The record is from RefSeq and is a predicted model, not a curated record. Gene Ontology annotation, molecular function: RNA polymerase II cis-regulatory region sequence-specific DNA binding; DNA-binding transcription factor activity, RNA polymerase II-specific. The coding region runs from base 546 to 2456 and encodes 636 amino acids. The transcript is spliced from 4 exons. Gene Ontology annotation, biological process: regulation of transcription by RNA polymerase II.
AAAAUAUAUAAAACGACAAAACCUCAAAAAAAGACCUGUCAGAAAUAUCUGAAACACAGUUUAGUUCAAUUAUUACCGGAAAUAGCCGGUGGUCGCCCGGUUGCUCGAAACCCUAUGCUCCCUCAGAGGCUUUGUUAUGGAAAAAGAGAUGGACAAGAGUGAGUGAGGGAGAGAGAAACAAAGAAUUUGUUGUUUAUGUAUUCUGUGUGUGAGUGAGUGAUUGUAGUAAAGUUUUAUGGUAGAGUGUGUUAUUAGGAUGCGUGAAGUGAGCCCCUAAUACUCCGAUUCUCGAUCUCUUCACGUAUCUCUGCUAUCCUGCGCCCCCUCUGCCAUGUUUGCAGCUCUGAAGAUCAUGAUAACCCUUCAUUUCAUCAUCACUACUUCUCUUUCACUGUUCCCUCUCUUUCACCAUCACUAUUAUCCUCUUUAAUAUCUACAGUCCACAGUCCAAACACCUGUCUCUCCCCCUUUUAACUGUUUUUCUCUUUUCUCUCUUCUUCUAUAGUGUGUUGAGUUUUUUAUUUUCUUUUCUUCUCCGUGUGCUUAUGGCGGAGGGUUUUGAGCCCUACCAUGUCCCACAACAAAGCAGAAGGGAUAAGCUAAGAAUUGUGGCUCAAAACCAUUCAGGUUGUGUUGAAUCAACGGCUACUCUUCAAGGCUGCACGGGUUUACUCCCUUUGUACGAUCCUUCACUUCUCUCUUCAGAUUUGCUCAACUGUGCCAACUCCAGUGGCCACAACUUCCUCCACAACAACAAUCCAAUCUCAGCUUCUGCUGACCCCAUUAAAGCCAACCCAGUUUGUGUUGUUAAAGAAGAAGGUGUGAAUUUGAUGGGUUUUGUUGGUGGGAUCGUUAAUGGCUCUUCUUCUACUUCAACUUCACAUCAUCCUUAUUUGGAUCCUCAGUCUUCUUUGCAUAUGAACCCUAGUUCCAUUCAAGAUAUUAACAAUAACCCCUUUCUUUACGCCCCACAUAGCCUCCAUAACCUUAGAGAUUUUGAUCAGUCCUAUAAUGGUGGUAGUGGUGAAGUUGUUGUCUUCAAACCCGAACCCUUGUCUUUAUCUUUAUCUUCUCACAGUACCCACCAAAACAAUCUUCCUUUAGAGCUAAAUCUUCAAAGAUAUGGGUCCGCAAUUUAUGGAGACAAAGUUACCAGCACUGGUGGAUAUAUGGUUCCAGGAAUUGUUGGUGGUGGUGGUUCGACCUCUAAUGACCCAUCGAGGAGUUCCGUUCCUCUCGGACCGUUUACGGGCUAUUCUUCGAUUUUGAGAGGAUCAAAAUUCUUGAGGCCUGCACAGCAGUUGCUGGAGGAGUUUUGCGAUGUUGGUCAGGGAAUUUACGCUGAAAAAAUGACUGUUGAUUCCUCGUUCAUGGAUCCUCCGUUAGUAAAUUUGAGCACUAGUGGACUUGUUGAUGAUCCGCUUUGUGUUGGAGAAGGUAGUGAGAAUAGAACAAAGAAGUCUAGGCUACUUUCUAUGCUCGACGAGGUUUACAGGAGGUAUAAGCAAUACUAUCAGCAAAUGCAAGCAGUUGUGGCUUCGUUUGAAUAUGUUGCUGGGCUCGGCAAUGCAGCUCCCUAUGCAAACGUGGCUCUGAAAGCCAUGUCUAAGCAUUUCAGAUGCUUGAAGAAUGCAAUUACGGACCAGCUUCAGUUCACAAAUAAGGCUCAAUCUCAGAUAAGCCAUGGGAAAGAAGAGGCUCCCACAUUUGGAAGCAGUGAUAGAGGUCUUUAUGGCCAGAGAGCUGUUCAUAACCCUGGAUUCCUUGAGCGCCAACCUGUUUGGCGACCCCAAAGGGGGCUUCCUGAGCGUGCUGUAACUGUUCUUCGGGCGUGGUUAUUUGAGCACUUCCUACAUCCUUAUCCUACUGAUACAGACAAGCUAAUGUUGGCAAAACAAACUGGUCUAUCACGGAGCCAGGUUUCUAAUUGGUUUAUCAAUGCUAGAGUAAGGCUUUGGAAGCCAAUGGUUGAAGAGAUACACAUGCUAGAAACUCGGCAAGCUCAAAAAGCUUCCCAAAGAGAGGAACGAAAUGCCGAUCGCUCAAUGGAUCGUUUACCUUCCUCAAACUCACUUCCAUCUGAAAAUCCAUCCACCUCCACCCAAAGGUUCCCAGACACCCCAUCCAAACGCACGAGAAACGAAUUUCCUGAUAUUCCUGGUGGAAGUGAGGGACACCCAAACUUGUCUUACGACAGCUUGUCAAGCCACCCACAUGUUGGUGUUGGUGUGAGCAUGGGAGGUGGCACUAGUGGUGUUUCCUUAACACUCGGCCUUCAUCAAAAUCAUGGGAUCAGUUUAUCAGAACCCUAUCCUCCUAUAAAUGCAGUUCAACGUUUUGGCCUCGGCCUUGAGGCAACUAGUGAAGGGUAUGUUUUGGGUGGUUAUGAAGCACAGAAUAGGCAUUUUGGAAGGGACGUUAUCGGAGGGCAACUUUUGCAUGAUUUUGUGGGUUGAUUAUAUCUUCAGACUAAAAUCAGUGUCCUGGCUUCAUUAUAUUGGAAUGACUAACAAAGUUUCUCUUAAGUGUGCUUACAUUGAAUCUGGGUACGAAGCUGAGACAAGCUGGAGUGGUCAAAUGAUUGCUCUCUGAGGACAUAAGCAGGUAUGCUAUUCAAAAUACAGUAUACAUCAACAACCCGGAAAAGGUGCAAAUGACUUAAAAUGAUUGGUGUAAAAUUCUUCUGUAAAUCUAUAAUUUAUAUGAUAAGAAAUAUGUUACAUUUUGAGGCCAGCAAGUCAAGGUUUAAAGAGGCCUUAGAAUGUUGUUUUCAGUUUGAAUGAAAGCCUUGAUAUUGAAAGCUUUUGCUACCAUGUCAGAAGUUGUGAGGGUUUUGCUCAUCAUUAAUCUUUCCAAAUUUGUGAGAAUCAUUUACUAAUGUAUUCUCAGGUAGAGGAUAAUCAAGGCUUAUUGGUUGUUUUAAGGGGUACGCUAGCUGGGAUAACACAAGCACACUUCCAGGAUGUGCCUGCCUUGAUCAUGUUUCUUGUUUAUCGUAUGUUUAAUGGAGACAGAUUCCGAGGGUUGGGACUAAUACUAUAGUCCAAGAAAUUAAAAGUUAACCUUGAUGUGUAGAUGUAAGUGAUAAGAGUCAAAAGGUGUUGGCGUGCUUUAAUUUAUUCUUUUGCUUUUUGCAGUAAACUAAAUGAAUGGUAAUGUGAAUGAGUAGUAGUUUUGUGGAUAAAAUAUUUGCAUGGGCGGCUGUGUCUGUUGCUUACUAUUUAUUUAUUGUCAACAUAAAAUGGGGAUUUGAUUGAGUGGAAGCAAUGAAGUGUAAAGAAAAUUCUAAUGCUUUAGCAUUUUAAAUCUUUGAUUGAUUU